Rangifer tarandus platyrhynchus (Svalbard reindeer) is the source of this 1392-nucleotide messenger RNA. NCBI's taxonomy places the organism in Eukaryota, Metazoa, Chordata, Mammalia, Artiodactyla, Cervidae. The record is from the annotation of a GenBank genome assembly.
AUGGACGGGCCGGAAGGCAGUACCGGGCAGCCCGGCCCAGCUGAUCGGUCCCAUCGAAGCAGUGUGUCCUCCGUGGGAGCCCGAGCAGCCGACGUGCUGGUGUACCUGGCGGAUGAUUCGAUGGUGCCCCUGGCCGUGGAGAACCUGCCCUCACUCAGCGCCCAUGAGCUGCAUCGGGCCAUCCGCGAGGUCCUACAGCUUCCAGACAUUGCCCUGGACGCCUUCGCGCUCUGGCUCGUCUCCCCUCUGCUGGAGGUGCAGCUGAAGCCCAAGCACCAGCCCUACAAGCUGGGCCGCCAGUGGCAGGAGCUGCUGCUGCGAUUCACUGACGCCCCAGAUGACGACGUGGCCAUGGAUGAGCCUUCCCUACAGUUCCGGAGAAACGUGUUUUUCCCCAAAUGGCGGGAGCUCCAGAUCCACGACAAGGAGGUCCUGCGGCUGCUCUAUGAGGAGGCCAAGGGCAACGUGCUGGCCGCCCGGUACCCCUGCGACGUGGAGGACUGCGAGGCCCUGGGCGCCCUGGUAUGCCGCGUGCAGCUCGGGCCCUACCAGCCUGGCCAGCCCGCCGUCUGCGCCCUGAGGGAGAAGCUGGACUCCUUCCUCCCUGCCCACCUCUGCAAGCGGGGCCACGGGCUCUUUGCUGCCCUCCGGGGCCGUGGGGCCAAGGCCGGGAUGGGCGAGCAGGGCCUGCUGAAUGCCUACCGCCGGGUGCAGGAGGGAGCCAACAGCGACAGCGAGUGUGAGGCCUCCCUGAGCCCCCACUACCGCGCCUACCUCCUCAAGUGCCACGAGCUGCCCUUCUACGGGUGUGCCUUCUUCCACGGCGAGAUUGACAAGCCAGCCCAGGGCUUUCUGCACCGGGGUGGACGCAAGCCAGUGUCUGUGGCCAUCAGCCUGGAUGGCGUGCAUGUCAUCGACUGCAGGGAGAAGCACGUCCUGCUGGGCCUGCGCUUCCAGGAGCUGUCCUGGGACCACACCUCCCCCGAGGAGGAGGAGCCUGUGCUAUGGCUGGAGUUCGACGGGGACAGCGAGGGCACGCCAGUCAACAAGCUUCUCAAGGUCUACUCCAAGCAGGCCGAGCUGAUGAGCAGCCUCAUCGAGUACUGCAUCGAGCUGAGCCAGGCUGCGGAGCCCGCCGCCUCCCACGAGGCCGGCCCCACCUCAGCCUCUGGCUCCUUACCACCCCCUCACCAGCGCCCCCAGCUGCGGAGGCAGGGCAGUGUGGUGUGCAGCCGCAUCCAGCAUCUCUCCACCAUCGACUACGUGGAGGAGGGCGAGACGAUCAAGCGGGUGAAACCGAAACGCAGCACAUCCUUCUUCAGCCGGCAGCUCUCCUUGGGCCAGGGGAGCUACACUGUGGUGCAGCCCGCCGACAGCCUGGAGCAGGGCUGA